AGGAAAGUGCAGCCAGGCCCCUAAGGCCUUCUGCUAUCAUGGCCUUGAGACCCGAGGACCCCUCUGCUGGGUUCCAGCAUGGCAAUGUGGUGGCUUUCAUCAACGAGAAAAUGUCCAGACACAUAAAAGGCCCUGAGUUCUACCUGGAGAAUAUAUCCCUGUCCUGGGCGGAGGUGGAAGACAAGCUCAGGGCUAUCCUGGAGAACAGCGCAGUGACCAGCGAGGCCAAAGAGGCCUGCGCCUGGGGUAGCCUGGCCCUGGGCGUGCGCUGUGCCCGCAGGCAGGGCCAGUUACACGCUUGCAGGGUGCAGUGGCUACAAGACUUCACCAAACUGCACAAAUCGGCCUUACAAGCCUUGGCCUCCAACAUGAAGGAGCUUACCGCGAAGCACGAAAUGGAGUGCAAAGAGGCAGCCUAUCAGCUGCAGCUGACGCUGGCCAAACUGGCUGAGGUUCAGAAAGAGAAGGAACUGCUGAGGUGGAAGCUUCUCCAGGCUGAGAUGGUGUCUUCCUGGGAAUGGCAGCAGGUUUCAGAGGAGCCAGGCCUGGCUACUACCAGUGUGUUUGGGGCAAAAGGAGCAGAAGCACCCACACCAUCCCCACCAUGGGCAGCCUUCACAGCAGGAGCUCCACCUCAGGCUGCCUACUGGGGCCCCUCUAUGGUGGGGGCCCAGGGAACAGAUCCUCAAGAACCCCAAAGAGACCAGAGAGCCUUUGAGCCCCAACAGCUGAGAAGACCUCCAGCAUCUCACAGGCCCGGGGAUUGGAACUGCUUUUGGUGUAACCCUGUGAAUUUUUCAGGGAGGGAAAUUUGCUACCACUGUGGGAGGGGCACCUGGUUACAGAACCCUUAAAUUCAGAAA
Myotis brandtii (Brandt's bat) is the source of this 863-nucleotide messenger RNA. RefSeq names its product testis expressed 13B (gene TEX13B). The record is from RefSeq and is a predicted model, not a curated record. The transcript is spliced from 4 exons. NCBI's taxonomy places the organism in Eukaryota, Metazoa, Chordata, Mammalia, Chiroptera, Vespertilionidae. The coding region runs from base 39 to 854 and encodes 271 amino acids.